GUUAACAUGGAAAGAAGAUCAACAACUUCUGCUGUGUUCCUUGCACUUAAAAAACAAGGAGUCCACAGAGUGUGAAAUAUAUGGAGCACAUGUCAUUUGACACAGUUUGAUGCCGAGCUUUUUCUGUUCUCAGAAUGGAAUAAAGAUGAGCAGCUCAAAGGAAUGUGGUGACCAAAAGAGGCCCUUUUUGUCUUUUUCUAUUGAAGAGAUUUUAAAAAAGCCAUCCCCUAAGGUUUGCUCACAUGGCACCAUGGUCUACAAUAACCAACCUGAGGCUACUCAGAUCCUCCGUUCGGAACCACCUUUGGACAUAUGUAAGAAUGAGAAGAAAGGAAAACGCCGGAUCAGGACAACCUUCACAACUGAGCAACUCCGAGAACUAGAGAGGAUCUUCCAGGUGACACACUACCCAGAUGUCAAUGUCCGCAACCAACUGGCAGCAAAAAUCAAUCUUCCAGAAACCAGCAUCCAGAUCUGGUUCCAGAACCAGCGGGCAAAGUGGAGGAAACAUGAAAGGUUUGGUAAUUUUGGUGGUCUUCAUCAUCUAACUGAGGCUGAUUUGAUUCCAGAUCCACCAGCAGAUAUAAAAACUCCAUGCCUGAUAACCAGAAAUCUUCCUCGCGUAGGCAUCCCCACAUGGCACUACUCCCCAUGGCAAGCACAUUGUGCAUCUGCCUGGCUACCAAACGUUUUGCCCUGUGCCCCACUGCACAUGGACCCAGUGGUGAUCUCAAAGCCUUAUCUCCUCCUUGACUACCUUCCUCCUUACUGCCUUCCACCUCUGCCUCUGAAGCGAGCACAAAGACACAUCCGUGCCAAUUUCACAUAGAAGAGGACAGCAUGAGAAGAGCUCUGAGGCCAUACCAUGGUUUUC
Messenger RNA from Pogona vitticeps (central bearded dragon), 874 nucleotides. Lineage: Eukaryota; Metazoa; Chordata; Lepidosauria; Squamata; Agamidae. The record is from RefSeq and is a predicted model, not a curated record.